This is a messenger RNA of Magnolia sinica, 1106 nucleotides long. RefSeq names its product protein LIKE COV 2-like. Bases 96 to 863 code for a protein of 255 amino acids. Gene Ontology annotation, cellular component: Golgi apparatus. NCBI's taxonomy places the organism in Eukaryota, Viridiplantae, Streptophyta, Magnoliopsida, Magnoliales, Magnoliaceae. The transcript has 7 exons. The record is from RefSeq and is a predicted model, not a curated record.
GAACACCUACUGCGGUGUUACCCGGGGAGCCCCUGCUCCCGGCAAAUACAGGGGCGGGUACGCGAAAGAAGGGCAGAGGAGAUUAGGAGAAGAAGAUGGCGGAAGAAAAGGAGGCAUCCACCUCAACUCCUCUAAGUCAAGGCAACGAAGAUCCCGAGGAUCCAGAAAAAUGUCUCAUCAAUUCUCAGAAUUCUUCUACCCGCAAGGCCUGCUAUGCUGUCCUCCAGAGUUGGAUUUCAAAAAAGUUCAUGACAGGAUGUGUAGUUCUUUUUCCCGUCGCAGUUACAUCUUUUAUUACAUGGUGGUUUAUUCAGUUUGUUGAUGGUUUCUUCAGCCCAAUUUAUGCUAGACUUGGUGUCAACAUAUUUGGACUUGGAUUUGUCACAUCUUUAAUUUUCGUAUUCUUCGUUGGCAUAUUCGUUUCGUCAUGGAUGGGUGCGACUGUUAUCUGGCUUGGAGAAUGGUUCAUAAAGCGAAUGCCCUUUGUUAGGCACAUUUACUCAGCCUCCAAGCAAAUUAGUGCUGCUAUUUCACCAGACCAAAAUACCACGGCUUUCAAAGAGGUUGCAAUAAUCCGUCAUCCACGUGCUGGAGAAUAUGCAUUUGGUUUUAUUACAUCAUCUGUUAUCCUUCAGAACGAUAAUGGAGAUGAAGAAUUAUGUAGCGUGUAUGUCCCUACAAACCAUUUAUACAUUGGUGAUAUUUUUCUGGUUAAUUCUGAGGAAAUCAUAAGACCAAACCUGUCCAUUCGAGAAGGCAUAGAGAUCAUCAUGUCAGGGGGUAUGACAAUGCCACAACUAAUUGCUCCUCUAGAACAGGUAACUCGCCAAACUGAUAGAAUCCCUUUGAACAGAAUAAUAUAGUACUCAGUGACAGUGGCAUAUCUGGCUAUAUAACACCACAACUAUUUCCACGUCUCACCUACCCUUUGAUCAUUUUGAUGUAUUCGUGGAGACUUGUUUUUACCUUGUGCGGGUUUGUCUUGUAUAUCAAGAGGUGGGUGCUCAGGUGAAUGCGUUGCAUGUAUUUUUUACAGGGCUAGUGAGAGACUAAGUCAUGAAAGCUCUUUUGUAUUUAGUGAGCCAUGUUGGAUUCACCAUUUUCUA